AUGGUCGAAACCGAACACGGAACUCCCACUUGGAAGUUCACCCAAUGCUUUGGCGAUAAAGGCGAUGUCGAAGACAUAACAGAAGCCGAUAUCAUCUCCACCGUUGAAUUCGACCACACCGGAAACUAUCUUGCUACAGGAGACAAAGGCGGCCGAGUAGUCCUCUUUGAGCGCAACGAAACAAAAAAGACAUGCGAGUAUAAAUUCCACACCGAGUUCCAGUCUCACGAGCCGGAAUUUGACUACCUCAAAUCCCUCGAGAUAGAAGAAAAGAUCAACAAGAUCAAGUGGUGCAAGCGUCAAAAUGCCUCACAUUACCUCCUCUCCACCAACGAUAAGACCAUCAAGCUAUGGAAGGUGUUUGAGAAGUCACUCAAGGUUGUGGCUGAGAACAAUUUAUCGAACGAACUGACCCCGGCUGGUGCUGGCGCUGGUACUGGCGUCGGAGGAGCCUCGCGCCCUCAAUUCAAGGAUUCUUCGCAGCUGAAGCUUCCUAGAAUGACCCAUCACGAUACUGUCGUGGCUGCUGUCCCUCGACGCACCUAUGCCAAUGCCCACGCUUAUCACAUCAACAGCAUCUCCGUCAAUAGCGACGGCGAGACCUUCAUUAGCAGCGAUGAUUUGCGCAUAAACCUGUGGAAUCUCAAUAUCCAGGAUCAGAGCUUCAACAUCGUGGAUAUCAAACCCGCGAACAUGGAAGAGCUAACAGAAGUCAUCACAGCGGCCGAGUUCCACCCUCACAGCUGCAAUUGGUUCAUGUAUGCGAGCUCGAAAGGCACGAUCAAAUUGGCCGAUAUGCGGGAGAGCGCCCUGUGCGACCAGCACGCCAAACAGUUCGAGCAAGAAGAAGACCCUUCAUCCCGAUCCUUCUUUUCCGAGAUCAUCUCCUCCAUUUCCGAUGUUCGAUUCUCACACGACGGCAGAUAUAUUCUAUCCCGAGACUACUUGACCGUGAAGAUUUGGGAUGUCAACAUGGAGAGGCAGCCUGUGAAGACGAUCCCUAUUCAUGAACAUCUGCGACCUCGUCUGUGCGACACAUACGAAAAUGACAGCAUUUUCGACAAGUUCGAGGUGGUCUUCAGUGGUGAUGGAAGCAAUGUCAUGACUGGCAGUUACAACAACAAUUUCAUGAUCUAUCCCUCAGAUCCCGAGCAGGAAACUGAAGUUGUGCUUCAGGCAGACAAAUCGGCCUUCAAGGCAAAGAAAGUUGGAGUGCCGACUCCCAUCAACUCGGCCAGUCCCAAUGGUGCCAAGAAAGGUGGUUCAAGAGCAGGCAGCCCUGCCGCCACUGGUGCCGGAAGCAGAAUGAGGAAGGAAACCGAUGCCGACCAGAUCGACUUUAACAAGAAGAUCUUGCACAUGAGUUGGCAUCCGUUCGAGGACAGCAUCGCCAUCGCUGCUACGAACAAUCUCUUUGUCUUCUCUGCUCUCUGA
Messenger RNA from Cladophialophora yegresii CBS 114405, 1434 nucleotides. Its product is annotated as protein phosphatase PP2A regulatory subunit B. Gene Ontology annotation, biological process: peptidyl-serine dephosphorylation. The record is from RefSeq and is a predicted model, not a curated record. Lineage: Eukaryota; Fungi; Ascomycota; Eurotiomycetes; Chaetothyriales; Herpotrichiellaceae. The coding region runs from base 1 to 1434 and encodes 477 amino acids. The transcript has 4 exons. Gene Ontology annotation, cellular component: cytosol; protein phosphatase type 2A complex. Gene Ontology annotation, molecular function: protein binding; protein phosphatase regulator activity.